Messenger RNA from Spirodela intermedia, 880 nucleotides. Lineage: Eukaryota; Viridiplantae; Streptophyta; Magnoliopsida; Alismatales; Araceae. The record is from the annotation of a GenBank genome assembly.
AUGGCGGGCGUGUUCGAGGGGCUGGCGGAUAUCUACGCCGAGACGAGGCCGAAGUACCCAAGGGAGUGGUUCGUCCGACUCGCCUCCCUCACCCCACACCACAGCGUCGCGUGGGACGCCGCCACCGGCAAUGGCCAGGCCGCCGUCCCCGUAAGUUCCCUUUCUCCCCCCUUCACCGUGUUCUCCUCACACCACUCCUCAUACAUCCAUCUGCUUGGUGUCGACGGCGGAACAGCUGGCCGACCACUACGACCGAGUCGUCGCUACAGACAUGAGCGAGGGACAGUUGAAGCACGCCGUGCCGCACCCCAAGGUCCGGUACGUCCACACCCCCACCUGCAUGCCGGAGGACGACCUUGUGGCCCUACUGGGUGGGGAGGGCUCCGUUGAUCUGGUCACCGUCGCCACGGCCGUCCACUGGUUCGACCACGAGAAGUUCUAUUCCGUGGUGCAGCGAGUCCUCAGGAAGCCUGGCGGCGUGGUCGCCGUUUGGGGCUACCGGGAAGUGCGCGUCUGUCCCUCCUUCGACGCCGUAAUACAGAGAUUCAUCGCCUCGGCUCUUCCUUUCUGGCACCCCAGCAUCCUCUACAUCUUCGAGGAGUACAGGAACCUCCCUUUCCCCUUCGACGGCGUCGGCCUGGGCGCGGAAGGCGCGUCGGUGACCCUCGAGAUAAAGACGAACGCCUCUUUUGAGGGGAUUCUCCGGCUGGUGCGGACCUGGUCCGUCGUGGACACAGCCAAGGCGCAAGGGGUCGACUUGUUGCCGGCGGAGGUGGUGGAGGACCUGGAGAAUGCUUGGGGCGGACGGUCCCUCAUCAGGGAGGUGACUUUCCCGUCCUUCAUGAUCGCCGGCAAGCCCAGAGCGACGGUGACCCUCUGA